UGUGUCAUUCUCUCUUCAGAAUCAGCGGCGGACUCCUCCUCUCCAACAAAUAGUUUUCAAUCGUUCUGCUGUGCGACCCAGACUGGGAGGAAAAAUCCGGACAAGAGUCAAUCAUAGGAGAGUUUAGUUAAUAGAUGUGCAUAUAAAAUUUAAAGAGCUGGCUCAAAUAUGAUGGCGCGCAAUAUUCUAAACAAUCCCGUGUACAAGCAAUUGCAUUUGGGGGCCUUCGGACGCACCCUAGCUGUAUGUGGCACCGCGAAAAAGGACAUCCUCGUGCCACAGCGAGAAUACCAUGAGGUGAACGGUGACAUUCCUUGUCCUGGGAUGCUUCAGGGAAUUGAUCACUUGCGUGACCCGAGGCUAAACAAAGGCUUGGCCUUUACUCUCGCGGAGCGGCAAGUGCUGGGCAUUCAUGGCCUCCAGCCGGCCAGAUUCAAGACGCAAGAGGAGCAGCUCCAACUCUGCAGAAUAUCCAUUGAUCGGUACAAGGAGGACCUCAACAAAUACCUUUAUCUGGUAGAUUUGCAGGAUCGAAACGAACGAUUGUUCUUCAGACUGUUAUCAGAAAACGUGAAGGACAUGAUGCCUAUCGUGUACACUCCCACAGUCGGAUUGGCUUGUCAGAAGUUUGGUUUAAUUUAUCGUCGCCCUCGUGGAUUGUUUGUCACGAUUAAUGACCGAGGCCACGUGUUUGAUGUGAUCAAGAACUGGCCAGAGCCAGACGUGAGAGCGAUCUGUGUGACGGAUGGCGAGAGAAUCCUCGGUCUGGGCGAUCUGGGAGCCAACGGAAUGGGCAUUCCCGUAGGCAAACUCUCACUCUACACUGCCCUGGCUGGUAUUAAGCCUCACCAGUGUCUUCCCAUCCUAUUGGAUGUUGGCACAAACAACAAGGAUCUGCUUGAGGAUCCGCUCUACAUUGGAUUGAGACAAGAGAGAGUUACCGGAGACGCCUAUGAUGAGUUCAUUGAUGAAUUCAUGAGAGCGGUUGUGAAAAAGUACGGACAAAAUGUGUUGAUUCAGUUUGAAGAUUUCGGAAAUCACAAUGCUUUCCGCUUCCUGGAUAAGUACCGACACAACUACUGUACAUUUAACGAUGAUAUUCAAGGGACAGCCGCCGUGGCUGUUGGAGGGUUGUAUGCAUCAAAGAGACUCACCGGGAAGAGGUUCACUGACCACCAGAUUCUGUUCGUGGGCGCUGGAGAAGCGGCCAUUGGCAUUGCGGAUCUCUGCGUGCGGGCAAUGAUCGUCGAAGGAUGCACACUGGAAGAGGCGAGAAAUAAGAUCUGGAUGGUGGAUAUUGAUGGACUCCUGGUGAAGGGUAGAGAACAUCUCGAGGGACACAAGGCGUACUAUGCAAAAAAUGUGGAACAGCAGAAAGAUUUGUUGGAUAUUGUGAAGACUGUGAAGCCCAGCAUACUUAUUGGCGCCAGUGCUCAGCCGGGACUGUUCACGAAGGAAAUCUUGGCGGAAAUGGCUGAGAAUAAUGCCAAGCCUAUCAUUUUCGCCCUCUCCAAUCCCACAGACAGGGCAGAAUGCACCGCUGAUCAGGCUUUCGAGCACACAGAGGGACGAGUGAUAUUCGCAUCUGGAUCUCCUUUCCCACCAGUUGAGUACGGUGGGAAGACUUACUACACGGGACAAGGCAAUAACGCGUACAUAUUCCCAGGCGUGGCUCUUGGAGUAAUUGCAACUGAGACUCACCACAUACCCGAGGAUAUGUUCUUAAUCGCGGCGCAGGAGCUGGCAGACUGCGUCACUGAGGCAGAUCUCAUGAAAGGAUCUCUUUAUCCUGAUUUGGCACGUGUUAAGGAGGUGUCUCUGAAUAUUGCCAUUGGCAUCACGAAGUUUGCUUACGUUAAAGGCAGUUAUCACACAGAUGGCCAAAGACUCGCGUCUACGUAUCCGGAACCUCAUGAUAAGAGACAGUGGCUCUUGGAUCAACUCUACAACUUCAAUUACGAGUGCUCAAUGCCGGUCACAUGGACAUGGCCAAAAGCCCCCGUCAUAAAGACACGUGAAUUAGUUCCCACCAAAUUGACGGAACGCGAAGAAUAAACGGAGCAUUAAGAAGAUAACAAAGUAAUUGCAAAGUUAAUCGAACAACAUUUUAGACCAGUAUUUUCACUAAAUAAGUCAAUAUUCUCUUGAGCAAGAUAAAAGUCAAGUUGUUAGUGUUGUGCCACAUUUAAAAAAAUUUAUUUAUGAAAAAGGAAAAACGUUAAACGCGAAAUAUCUCA
Messenger RNA from Phlebotomus argentipes, 2237 nucleotides. RefSeq names its product NADP-dependent malic enzyme (gene Men-b). Lineage: Eukaryota; Metazoa; Arthropoda; Insecta; Diptera; Psychodidae. Gene Ontology annotation, cellular component: mitochondrion. Gene Ontology annotation, biological process: malate metabolic process; pyruvate metabolic process. Gene Ontology annotation, molecular function: malate dehydrogenase (decarboxylating) (NAD+) activity; malate dehydrogenase (decarboxylating) (NADP+) activity; NAD binding. The record is from RefSeq and is a predicted model, not a curated record. The transcript has 6 exons. Bases 169 to 2055 code for a protein of 628 amino acids.